Ostreobium quekettii is the source of this 1800-nucleotide messenger RNA. NCBI's taxonomy places the organism in Eukaryota, Viridiplantae, Chlorophyta, Ulvophyceae, Bryopsidales, Ostreobiaceae. The record is from the annotation of a GenBank genome assembly.
AUGGAACUGGAAACGAGAGAUUCGCUGGACCGCAUGCUGGACUCCAGCACCCUGCCGCCCUUCUGCCCCUCCGAGCUGGACGACCUGCUCAAGCUCUUCAGCUCCGCGCCCGCGCCAUCCUCAACCCGCCCCGGCGCCACGCCCUUCGCCCACUCCACCCCGCCCGUCCCGCCCCCAGACGCCGUGGCCGCCGCCCACGGCCUCGCGCCCAUCAUCCCCGCCAACCCCCCGCCGCUGCUCGGCGGCCCCGCGAAUCAUCCCAUCCCGCCCAGGCGGUCGUCGUGGGCUGGGAACGCGUCGGCAUCGGCGCAGGCGUUCGGUGAGCCCCUGGCGCAGUUUCCGUCGGCUGGAGCGGCGAUCAUGGCCAUGGCUUCGCCAUUUGGAGCACCCCAGAGCAGCAACAGCGGCGGAGGGGAGGGAUCGUCUCGGGACGGUUCCCCCGUAGAGGCGCACAGCGCCACCGGGGGGUCCAACGGGGGUAAUGAAUCGAUUGAUGAGGGCAGAGAGGUUGGGGGCAUCAGUUUCAAGCCGGCGGCGCAGAUGUUCAUUUCAGGGGCGCCGUUCGUGUUCCGGGGGGUCGGUGGGGAGGAAGAGGGGGGGGAGGGACCCGGGGGGGGAGGGGGCGCGGCGGGGUCGAGCAGGAGGGUGCAGGCGCGCAAGGAGAGGAACAGGCGGGCGCAGAGGACGUUCCGGCAGAGGCAGAAGCACAAGAUGGCGGACCUGGAAGCGGAGGUAGCUGAGCUGGGCGCGCGGAUGAACGCGCUCAGGUCCAGCAACGCCCAGCUCAGCUCAAGCGUCAGCCUGCUCAACAAGGUCCUUGAGGUCCGCGAGGAGCAGCUGCUCGACGUGCAGCGAAAGGAGGCCGACGCCGACAGGCGCGACCGCGAGGCUGCGUCUGCCAGCAGGGGCCUGCAGCAGCUGUGUCAGGAGGAGCCGCUGUACCUCUCCGCCUACACGCAGAAUGAGCAGCCUGUCCGCAUGACAGAGGAGUUCGCUUCCCAGAUGACCCCUGAGAUUGGGCACGCUAUCUGGAUGGUGUAUGGCAGGGAGGUGUCCGAGUGUAUAAAGCUGCUGGCUCCAUCGACGCACCACCUCAAAAGCAGGGUUGUGCAGCUGGUGCAUGAACUGAAGAAGUGCAUGACCCUCCUGAUCCACCUCAACCCCGAAAAUUUUGCCAAGGUUAGGAAGAUAGCUGAGGCAGCAUGCCCCCCCGGCUACACUGCCGUUCGGAUGAUGAAGGAAGUGGUGUCUGCCCUGGAGUUGACCCCCCAGAUGAAGCGCGCAAUAGUGGACAAGUGGAAGUGGCUUCAAGCCGAGCAGCGGCGUGUGGCUGCUGAGACAAAGGACCUGAACGCGCAGUUCACCGCUUGCUUGCCCACACAGACCAGCACGGGGCCCAUCUCACAAGAGUACCUGUGCAACCAUAACCGCGUGGAGAAGAUGGGCAAACUGCUGAAGCAGUUCCAUGGUGCCAAAAUGGAGUACAUGCAGUACAUCAUAUGUGAGGUCCUGACGCCAUUGCAACUGGGCCGACUCAUAAGCGUGUGCUUCCCCAUGAUGCCCAACACCCUGAACCUGGGAGACAUCCUGGCUCGUGAGAUGGGCGAGAACCCCAACGAGCCCAGCAUCGAGGUGCAGCCCUCUCAACUCACCCCGCAGUGGAUGGACAUGCCGGACGGGUUCGGAUGCGGGCCACACAACUCCUGUGAGUUGACGCCUAGCAACUGCAGCCUCGAGUUGAUGAACCCGUCUUCGCUAUGUGACGAUCUGGGCCACCGGAUCAUCCAGCCAGGAAAGUGA